AAUUAAAUUAAUUUUAAAACAAAAUAUUUAUUAAAUACUAAAUAAAGAAUAUUAUUGUUCAUUACAUCUCACAAUAGUCUCGCGUAGCCAGACCCUACCACCGCGUCAAGUCCAUUAUUCACGUGAUUAUCCGGGUUAGUCAUGACUCUUCUGCACGCCUAUCUUCCGUGUGUUGUUUCCUCUCUUUUUCUCGUUGCCACCUCUAGACUCGUCUACUAUUCCGACCUAAACGGAAAGCCUUACAAUGUAAAAUACGACAGCCGAGCCAUUCUCAUCAACGACAGACGAGCUCUGCUCCUCUCCGGCUCCAUUCACUAUCCCCGCUCGACUCCCGCCAUGUGGCAACCUCUCAUGACGAAAGCCAAACAAGAGGGGCUCAACUGCAUACAGACCUACGCAUUCUGGAAUUUUCACGAGCUUGAGAGAGGCAAAUUCGACUUCUCCGGCCGUCGCAACGUUCGUCUGUUUCUCGAAACGGCGGCCAGACUCGGACUGUUUGUCAAUUUUCGAAUCGGUCCGUUUGUAUGUGCUGAAUGGGAUUACGGCGGGUUGCCCGUAUGGUUGAAUUGGGAAGAGGGCGUGGUCUUUCGGUCAUACAAUGAUGUCUGGAUGGCGGCAAUGAAGGCGUUUGUUGAUGUUAUAGUCGAGGAGAUCGAGCCGUUUCUGGCGAAAAAUGGAGGUCCGGUGAUAUUGGCUCAGAUCGAGAAUGAGUAUCCGGCGAAAUCGCGACUCGAUUGGAAGUACGUCGAGUGGUGUGGACGGCUUGCGCACUCGUACGACCUUGAGAUACCGUGGCUGAUGUGUAGUGGAGCGAGUGCUAACAACACAAUCAAUACAUGCAAUGGUAACAACUGCUGGGAUUAUGCCAUCGGGCAUAACUCGACGUAUCCCAGUCAGCCACUGAUGUGGACGGAAAACGAGGGAUGGUUUGAGGUGUGGCCGGGCGAUUUCAAACACGAUCGCUCGUCAGAGGAUGUCGCUUUUUCAGUGGCGGAGUGGAUUGCCGUGGGAGGCACGUAUCAUAACUACUACAUGUGGCAUGGAGGGAAUAACUACGGACUGUGGGCGUCGAAUGGCGUGACGACGAUGUAUGCUGAUGAUGUCAUGUUACACUCGGAUGGCACUCUUCAUGAACCGAAGUAUAGUCAUCUAGGCAAGCUGCAUGGGAUCGUGUCCGAGUUUGCUGACUUGAUACUCACUAAUCCUGUUAGACUCGAACGGCUCCCGGUUUGGAAUUCGGAUACAAACAUGUUCGUCACCGGGACGGAUCAGUGGGUGUCGACAUUUGGUACUCCGGGAAUGAAGAGUGUGACCUUCCUUAUUAAUAACGCAGAGAGAAAAGAAACGGUGUCGUUUCGUGGCCGCUCGGUUUCGAUGCACAGAGAGAGUGUCAUCAUUUUGGAUCAGAAUGACACAAGCAUGUAUGAUAGCUCGAUCAUCAAUGUGUCAGUUAAAACGGCCAAGAUACGGUCUCAUUAUGUGUUACCCUUUUACGAUUGGAAAAUUUGGAAAGAACCAAUUGGUAACGAAUCACGGCCUAAAAACAUGAGUCGAGUGUAUUCUCUAACUGCACUUGAGCAACUGUCUCUGACUCGAGACAGAACAGCAUAUCUGUUGUAUAGAACUAACACUACACGAUUGAUAACCAAGAGAAGCCAGCUCGUGAUCGAAACCGAGAAUUCUGUUGGAUUUAUUGUCUUUCUGGAUGGGAAUGUGAUCGGGAGGUGGACCAACGCGGAGCACACACCGUCUAGAAACGUGACGGCUGUUAUCCCCUUGCGUGUGACACGACAUGCGGAGGGUGGUCUAUUAGAGAUACUAGCGAUCUCAUUUGGAUUGGCAUGCGACGGAAUACACAAGCAGAGAUUUGAACGUAAAGGUGUUAUUGGGUUGGUUUUGUUGGACGAUGAGGAUAUAACGUAUGGUGCAUGGGAACACCAGAUUGGGUUAGUCGGAGAGUACCUGUCUGUAUACACAGCGACUGGCAUGAAAGCAGUCCAGUGGAGUGAUAAUGUCCGUGCAGGAUUAGAGACACCACUGAUGUGGUUUCGAGCAACAUUUGCUACUCCUAUGUGUCGGGCGUCUGAUACUAUUUUGUUGAAUGCUACAGGACUGGAUCGUGGCUAUGCAUACGUCAAUGGACAUAACAUCGGACGGUAUUGGCCGAGGACUGGUGUGCAGAUACUCUAUCACAUCCCGCCCGACUGGCUUGGUGAAGAAAAAAAUGAAUUAGUAAUAUUUGAAGAGAUUGGUGCUAUUGAUAUCAAUACAGUGUCUUUAAUAUGUAAGGAAACGUCUUAGGAAGAUGGGGCAGUGUGAAGUCCCAUUGAUAUUCAUGAAAGUACAGGUCAUGAAUAAAAUUAUCUGCAAUUUUUGAGCAGACGGAUGCAUGCAGUGUCAACCGUAGCCUCGAAUUUCCAGACCAGAGAGCGCGCAAAGCGCGCGAACUCUAGUCUGGACCAAGUCCAUACUAAAAUGAUUUCGGAAGUAUUUAUCAAUAGCGAUGGUAAAUGGUGUCUAACAGCGUAGGA
Corticium candelabrum is the source of this 2531-nucleotide messenger RNA. RefSeq lists its product as uncharacterized. The coding region runs from base 142 to 2301 and encodes 719 amino acids. The transcript has a single exon. NCBI's taxonomy places the organism in Eukaryota, Metazoa, Porifera, Homoscleromorpha, Homosclerophorida, Plakinidae. Gene Ontology annotation, biological process: carbohydrate metabolic process. The record is from RefSeq and is a predicted model, not a curated record. Gene Ontology annotation, cellular component: cell wall; vacuole. Gene Ontology annotation, molecular function: beta-galactosidase activity.